Messenger RNA from Anopheles arabiensis, 2207 nucleotides. RefSeq names its product hexamerin-1.1-like. Bases 42 to 2138 code for a protein of 698 amino acids. The record is from RefSeq and is a predicted model, not a curated record. NCBI's taxonomy places the organism in Eukaryota, Metazoa, Arthropoda, Insecta, Diptera, Culicidae. The transcript is spliced from 3 exons.
ACCGUGAGGUGCACAGUUGAAGUUUUGCGAUCGAACACGAAAUGCAGCGGCCGGGUUGCUGGUUGGUGGUUCUUGGAACCGUGCUGUCGUUCUGCCACGGUACCUAUGUACCGAUAACGCAAGCCAAGGUGGACGGAUUGCCGGUCAAAUAUGCUGAUAAAGAGUUUCUAGUGAAGCAAAAGUUCUUCUUCGAGAUUUUGCGCCAUCUGCAUCAACCGAUCGCGUUCGAAGAAUAUCUUCCAUACACGUCACGGUGGGUUACGGAUCCGAGCAAGUAUACGAAUUAUACCGAAGUGGCUGAGUUUAUACAGACGUACGAGCAGGGCGUGCUGAAAAAGGGACAAAUCUUCACCAUUUACAACUACUGGUACGCUAAGGAGACAGUGCAGCUGUACCGAUUUUUCGAGAAUGCGAUCGACUGGGAUACGUACUACAAGAACGUGGUCUGGGCGCGUGCCAACCUCAACGAGGGUAUGUUCCUUAGUGCACUGACCCUUUCCGUGCUGCACCGCAAAGACCUGCAGGGUAUCGUACUGCCAGCCAUUUACGAAAUUCAUCCGCACCUGUUCUUCGACGGCGAUAUGUUCCAAGACGCUACGAAUAAGCGCGCACUUGACCCGAACUACGGGUUCUACGCCAACAAGCGCAACAAUCUUGCACUGGCGAACUACACCGCAUGGUUUGCAACGCAGUUUUACGGCGAAGGAUCGCUGUCCUACUUUACGGAGGAUGUAGGUUUGAACUCCUACUACUAUUACUUCAUGAUGGACUACGCGCCAUUCCUGGGUGGUGAUAAGCUCGGCUUAAAGAAUGACCGCAGAGGCGAGCUGUAUCUGUACAUGUAUCAGCAGCUGCUCGCACGGUACUAUCUUGAGCGUAGCUCGAAUGGUUUGGGACCGAUUCAGGAGCUAACCUGGGAGGCACCGAUCAGCACCGGGUACUACUCUAUGCUACGCUACUGGAACGGUGUUCCAUUCCGUUCACGUGAAGCCAACUUCCUGUGGCGCCCGUACGAUCCGAUCAAGCUGAAUGGACUGAAGGCGUAUGAGGAGCGCGUACGGCAAGCGAUCGAUCUUGGGUAUGUGGUAACGCGCGACGGACAGCGGAUCAGCUUACGCCAACCGGAAGCGAUCGAUAUUGUGGGCAAUCUUGUGAGCGGCAGCGUUGAUAGUGUGAAUGUGGACUACUACAAGAUGAUCGAGACGUCGGCACGGAUGAUACUGGCCCAGGGAGACUACUACGGGUCGCCGAGCGAGGUUUGGCCCGGUGUACUAAUGCACUACGAAACUUCGAUGCGUGAUCCCGUGUUCUAUCAGUUCUAUCAGCGACUGUUGGGUUUUUACUCGGACUUUAAAAGCUAUCUACCACCGUACACCGUCGAUGAGCUCCAGUUCAAGGGUGUUGAGAUAAAGGGCGUUUCGGUGGAGAAACUGUUCACCUACUUUGAACCGUUCGAUGUGGAUAUUAGCAAUGGGCUUGGAUUCAACUACGGUGGUGAGCAUUCGACGUGGAACUUUAGCGUGUACGCGAGAAAGCAACGCUUGAACCAUAAACCGUUCAGCUACGUGCUGAACAUUAGCUCCCAAUACGCCGGAAAGGGUGUGGUGCGGAUGUACAUGGGACCGAAGAUGCACUCCCUCAGCCAGCUCCAGUACAUGAAGAAGUUGUUCGUUGAAAUGGACCAGUAUAUGGUGGAUCUGGUGGUGGGUGAUAAUCAGAUCAAGCGAAAUACGCGCGACUUCUACUACGACAUUCGGGACCGGACGACGUACUCCGAGCUGUACAUGCGCAUCAUGAAAGCGUACAAGGGCGAGGAACCGUUCGUGCUCGACAUGUCAGAGGUACACUGCGGUUGGCCCGAUCGGCUGCUGCUGCCCAAGGGUCAACCGAAUGGGUAUCCGUUGAGCUUCUUCUUCAUCAUCACACCUUACUACCCGCCAAACGUACCACAGUUUUCGACCUUUGAUGCAACGUACACGUGCGGCACCGGGUCGGGCUCGAAGUACAUUGAUGCACUACCAUUCGGGUUUCCGUUUGAUCGUGAGAUUAACUUUAGCAAUUUUGCUACGAAAAAUAUGCACUUUACUGAUGUGCUGGUGUAUCACGUCGAUGGAAAUCAAACGAACGAAUCACAUUGAAAAAAAAAAUGUUUGUAAUUGUAUUUAAGGCUGAUAUGCUUUUUUUUUAAUAAAAUUGGAUAAAAAUAA